UACGUUUCAAGUAAAAUGAAUGCUUACGUAAAAAUAGAUAAAAAUGAAGUUAAAAUAAUAGUAGAAAUAGAAAUUAAUUUUAAGGUUAUCUAAUUUUCAAAUGAAUCUUAAAAUUCUUACUAUAAAUGACUGUAUGUGAAGUUACGUCGUUCAAGUUUUCAAGAUAAAUUCAAAGAGAUGACCAUUCUUUGCAAAUUUCUUGCAGCUAAUAUUAAUUAUCAUAAACUUACACAUUUUUAUACUCCUACAUGGCAAAAAUAUUUACAUACGAUUUGGAUCUCAUCAAAAAGUGUAUCAAGAAAAACAUGUCCUUUAACUGGUUUACGAUGGCAAACAAGAAAAUUUUUAAAAACGAAUGUUCGAGAUAUCCAUACAAAAGAGAUAUUAAAAACAAAAAAAGAAUCAGAUCUUAAAAAAUUGAUUAUUUUAGCGGCACCUGAAAAAUGGAGGUUAUUUGGUGCUAUUGCUUUCUUAAUAGUAUCAUCUAGUGUAACAAUGGCAGUUCCUUUUAGCCUAGGAAAAGUAAUUGAUACUAUUUAUAAUGUGAAUGUAGAAAAUAUGACAGAAAAAUUAAAUCAAUUAUGUCUCGUGUUACUGGGGGUAUUUAUUAUUGGUGCUUUCAGUAAUUUUUGUCGUGUCUAUCUAAUGUCAACCACAGGCCAUAAAAUUACGUACUCUUUAAGGAAAAAAGCAUACACAGCCAUCCUCAGUCAAGAGACAGCAUUGUUUGAUAUAAAAAAUACAGGAGAACUUGUUGGAAGAUUAACUGGAGAUGCUCAAUUAGUAAGUUCUGCAAUUACUAGUAAUGUAUCAGAUGGAUUAAGAUCUUUAAUUAUGACAACAAGUGGAAUAUCAAUGAUGUUCUAUGUUUCUCCACCGUUAGCUCUUGUUGGUUUAUCAGUGGUACCUGUUGUUGCUGGUACAGCUAUUAUUUAUGGACGUUUCUUAAAGAAAAUCUCAAGAAAUGUGCAAGAUAGUUUGGCAGUAUUAAAUACAGAGGCAGAAGAAAAAAUUAGUAACAUAAGAAUUGUCAAAGCUUAUGCACAAGAGAUUAAAGAAAUUAAAAGAUAUAGUUCUAAAUUGCAAGACGUUCUUAAAUUAUGUUAUAAAGAAAGUUUAUAUAGAGGGAUAUUUUUUGGUAUAACAGGUUUAUCUGGAAAUGUAAUUGUAUUAUCUGUUCUGUAUUAUGGUGGAGUUAUGGUAUCUGAUUCAACUAUAACGAUUGGAGAUUUAAGUGCUUUUUUAUUGUAUGCGGCAUAUGUAGGAAUAUCACUGAGUGGAUUAUCUUCAUUUUACAGUGAAUUGAACAAAGCUUUGGGUGCAAGUUCACGUUUAUUUGAAUUAAUUGACAGAAAACCAAACAUACCUAUUCAAGGUGGUAAAAUAUUGGAGAACAAAUUGACGGGUGAUAUUGUGUUUCAAAAUGUAAACUUCUUUUAUCCUACAAGGGAAAAUUCACUUAUUCUUCAUGAUUUCAAUUUACAUAUACCGAAACAUUCAAUAACUGCUAUUGUUGGCUCAUCCGGCUCUGGAAAAUCUACAAUAGCUAUGUUAUUACUAAGACUUUAUGAUCCAUAUACAGGAAGAAUAUUAUUGGAUGAUUAUGAUAUCAAAGAGCUUGAUUCAAUUUGGGUAAAAUCACAGAUUGGUAUAGUUCCUCAAGAAUCAAUUCUCUUUAGUGGUACUAUAAAAGAAAAUAUUAUGUAUGGUACAGAAAAUUUAAUGGAACAUGAAAUAGAAGAAAUUGCAAAAGAAGCAUAUGUCUUAGAAUUUACACGGAAAAUGAAGGACGGUUUAAAUACUGUCAUUGGAGAAAAAGGUAUUACACUUAGUGGAGGUCAAAGGCAGAGAAUUGCUAUUGCAAGAGCUUUAGUGAAGAAACCAACAAUUUUAAUUUUGGAUGAAGCAACUAGUGCAUUAGAUGCUGAAAGUGAACAUUUUGUUCAAAAAGCAUUAGAACGUGCUACUCAUGGAAAAACAGUACUCACUAUAGCUCAUAGACUCAGUACAAUAAAAAAUGCUGAUAAAAUUGUAGUGAUAGACCAAGGAAAAGUUGUAGAGACAGGAACAUAUAACGAUUUAAUAAGCUUGGAUCAGGGUUAUUUUAAAAACUUGGUGAAACAUCAAGCCUUCACAUAAAUUAAAUUAAAUUAGAUUGACAUGUAGAUUUUAAAAGUAAUUUUUUGCACAUACUGUACAUUUGUGUAUAUUUAA
This is a messenger RNA of Vespa mandarinia (Asian giant hornet), 2214 nucleotides long. RefSeq names its product ATP-binding cassette sub-family B member 10, mitochondrial. NCBI's taxonomy places the organism in Eukaryota, Metazoa, Arthropoda, Insecta, Hymenoptera, Vespidae. The record is from RefSeq and is a predicted model, not a curated record. Gene Ontology annotation, biological process: oligopeptide export from mitochondrion. Gene Ontology annotation, molecular function: ATP binding; ABC-type oligopeptide transporter activity; ATP hydrolysis activity. Gene Ontology annotation, cellular component: mitochondrial inner membrane.